AUGCUCAAUGCUAUGCAACAAAGUACAACUUUUGCAUAUGCAGACGAUACUGCUGUAGUUGUUUCAAACAAAAACAUUCACCUCGCCACUGAGAUUAUGCAAAAUCAAUUGAAUGUAGCCACAAAAUGGUGCCAUGAUAAUGGCCUAAACAUAAACUCAAGAAAAACUAAAAUAAUGCAUAUUAAGCCCACACACUUUGAACAACACAACAUCCAGCUAAAAUUCCACGAACUAACAUGCUUACAUAACACCAACAACCAGAACAAUGAUACUUGUACAACAUAUAUUGAAUUGGUUACAUCAUAUAAAUACCUGGGAGUAUAUGUUGAUAAUCAUUUCAAAUGGAAUGUUCAUGUAGAAAACCUUCAGAAAAAGCUUCGAAAAUCAGCGUAUAUGAUGUACCAUUUAAGCAACUGUGCCACAUAUAGCGUACUAAGGCAAGCAUAUUUUUCAAUGGUAGAAUCAUAUAUAAGGCAUGGAAUUGCAGCCUGGGGAAGUGCAACACAUUGCAGACUGUUACAGAGUACCCAGGAUCGUAUUUUAAAAAUUCUUAAGAAGAAUCACCGGUUCUCUCAAAAAAAUCAAAACAACAACAGCAAUAACUACAAUCACAACUCAAACAUCAACAACUUUAAUAGUAUCAACAACAACAUCAGCAACAACAUCAUCAGCAACACUAACAUCAGCAACAACAACAUAAACAACAUCAGCAACAACAGCCAUAAUACUAAUAUCAACAACAACAUCGUCAACAGGAACAUAAACAACAACACCAGAAGCAACAACAACAUCAGUAACAAUAACAUCAGCAGCAAUAACAACAUCAACAACAUCAGCAACAGCAUACAUAACGCAAACAUCAACAACAACACCAGCAACAACAACGUCAACACGUUUAACACAAAUAAUAACACCAACAACAACAUCAUCGAUAAUGCCAACAACAUUGCUAAGGACCAACAUGAUAAUGUUGAUGGUCACGUUGAUGAUGAUGCUACUGCUGCUGCUGAUGAUGAUGAUAAUAAUGAUUAUUUUGUUGUUAUUGUUGUUGAUGAUAAUGAAGUUGGUUUUUGGUUUUAA
This is a messenger RNA of Calliphora vicina (urban bluebottle blowfly), 1080 nucleotides long. RefSeq names its product probable cyclin-dependent serine/threonine-protein kinase DDB_G0292550. The record is from RefSeq and is a predicted model, not a curated record. The coding region runs from base 1 to 1080 and encodes 359 amino acids. The transcript has 2 exons. Lineage: Eukaryota; Metazoa; Arthropoda; Insecta; Diptera; Calliphoridae.